AUACUGCCAAGAAAGCCUCACUUGUGAAUACUGGCUCUAGGACAUUAAACCAACCUGUGAUAUCAGCUUCCUCAUCAUCUUUGCCAGCAUCGCCAAUCAUGCUACAGACCAGUUCCUUAAUCAACCCAGCAGUUGUCCCAUUAGUGCACAUAAGACCAAGUUUACAACAAGGCAUCAACUACCAGUUGAAUGAGCUGUUUCUACGAUCAUCUUCUUUGUCACCACGAGGAAAUACAGUUCCUAACCAGACGUUCACACCUGCUGUCAAUUCAACAGAAAGAACAUUUUCAGUCAGGCCUCCUAACCCAAUAUUUUUACCAGGAGGAACAACUAGUCAGACUUUACAUUCAGUGAUCCCUCCAUGUCAGAGUGGCAGUGUUGCAUUCACACAACCUCCUCCUCCUAUUUCCUUCUCUGGUUAUAAUGGGGUCCUGACGUAUCCACCUCCCAUGUUUAAUGCUUCUGCGAUAGUUUCCAAUGGCCCUUAUCACCACAGUGAGCUGGGUUAUCAGCCAUCACCUGCAGCGUAUGCUUCAAGCUCAGUGGGAGCUGCUAGAAACUUCAAUGUCUACGGGGUAUCCCACACAGGAGCGGCAGCUGUACAUUCAAGUACUAGCAGUACAGCCCAUACUCCUAGUCCAGCUUCUGCAACAACCGAUGUAAAGUCUCAGUCCACCAUCAGUGCCUCCAUCCAGCAACAUAAACUUACCAAUGAGCCCAAAUCAGCAAAUAUUCUGGACAGCCCCCAGAAUUCAGAGUCUGAUGGAAAUAAAAAAAGAAGAAGAAGACGAAGGAGAAGAUCUAGGACUAAACAAGGGAGCAGAGAAACUGAAGAAGCAGAAGAAGGCAGUGAUGGCUCUCAGAUUCAAGGACGAGCACUUUCCAGCUCCGCAGUCUCAGGGUCUGUCCUACAUUUUGAAGAUGAGGAUGAGUUUCCAGACCUGCUGACCUCAACAUCUCAUGGACAUCCUGAAGGUCUUGACGGACAUGAAAGGUCAACACUGUCUGGGGCUUCCAUCACAUACAGUGAUAUCCUGAAAUCG
Molecule: messenger RNA, 1043 nt
Organism: Candidula unifasciata
Lineage: Eukaryota; Metazoa; Mollusca; Gastropoda; Stylommatophora; Geomitridae
Source: the annotation of a GenBank genome assembly